AUGAAUCAAAUUCCUCUCGAUCCACCAUCGCAAAACGUGUCUACAGGAGCAAAAAGAUUGGCUCAGCCCGUUGUACAUCCAGUUGAAACUGUUCUCAGGAAGUUUGAAAAGGAUGAACUCAAAAGACAAUACUUUGUUAUGGCUCGUAACUUUGGAAGCCACAUGCCAAUGCACAUGGAAAUGCAAAAGAAGAUUUUCGGAGCAUCACUUAGAUUACCCUCUUUGGAAUCAAACAAAGUUGGCUUGAGUGUAUUAAUGGGAGAUGACGAAAAUAUUGAAUUUGAGGAUUAUUUGAACGAUCCAAAUAUGACUGAAACAUUGCCAACAGAGGACGUUCAUGCAUCAUGCGAGAAAGCUCUUGGUAUUAAUGUAAAUUUCCAUCGAGUGUAA
This is a messenger RNA of Naegleria lovaniensis, 390 nucleotides long. RefSeq lists its product as uncharacterized. Lineage: Eukaryota; Heterolobosea; Eutetramitea; Acrasida; Naegleriidae. The coding region runs from base 1 to 390 and encodes 129 amino acids. The record is from RefSeq and is a predicted model, not a curated record. Gene Ontology annotation, biological process: proteasome assembly. Gene Ontology annotation, cellular component: nucleus; cytoplasm. The transcript has 2 exons.